Messenger RNA from Frankliniella occidentalis (western flower thrips), 682 nucleotides. RefSeq lists its product as uncharacterized. NCBI's taxonomy places the organism in Eukaryota, Metazoa, Arthropoda, Insecta, Thysanoptera, Thripidae. The record is from RefSeq and is a predicted model, not a curated record. Bases 127 to 384 code for a protein of 85 amino acids. The transcript has 3 exons.
GGCCAGCGCACCCAGCGCCGCAGGCACCACACCGUGACGUGCCGUGACAACGGACAGGACGCCGCCGAACUUCGAUUUCACUCCUUCAUCCCCGUUUCUUCUGGCCACGCCGCCGACGACGCCAUCAUGAAGCUGAGGACGAGCUUGUACCUCCUCGCCGUCGGCAUGCUGGUGCUGAGUCUGCUGGUGGACGACGUGGACGCCAGGAGGAAGGUGCUGCGCGGCCGGAAAGCCAUCACCCGGACGUACUACAGAGGCACCGCCAUCCCCUCCUGGUCCAUCGCGCUCCUGGUGGGGAUCGCCAUGCUGGCGGCGGGCGGAGGGGUGUACGCCGGCAUGUCCAAGUACCUCAUCGGCAACUCCGAGAACGACAGCGCAGCGUGAGUGAGCGUUGUCCUCGCACCAACAAACUUCGCGGCCGCCACACUGCCCCAGGAUGUAGACGUACUCGAUUGAAGUGAAUUUUCGUUAAUUUAAGUAAACGCAUGACCAGAGAAGUUUUUGUGCUAAUUUCAUAAUUUAUUUAAUAGUGGUCAUCACAUAUACUAUACACAGAUAUACAAAUCAUUAAUCGUAAAAUUCAUUGCUUUUUUACAUCUUUGAAACAUUUGUCGCCUCACUUGUAAAUAUCAUUAUUAUACAUUCCAUUCUCGAAAAUAAAACAGGUAUUAACAAAAAAGUA